Molecule: messenger RNA, 1206 nt
Organism: Cajanus cajan (pigeon pea)
Lineage: Eukaryota; Viridiplantae; Streptophyta; Magnoliopsida; Fabales; Fabaceae
Source: RefSeq, a predicted model, not a curated record
AUGGAAAUAGAUGAGGACAUUGAUGUACCUCUCAUUCUUGGUCGACCAUUCAUGAAGACUGCAAGAGUUCUAAUUGAUAUGGAUGAUGGGAAGCUUAAGGUGAGGGUGAAUGAUGAGGAAGUCAACUUUGAUGUUUUUGAUGACAUGCACUACCCCAAGGACAAGAGCAGUUGCUUCCGAGUCGAUGUGAUUGAUGGCCUUAUUGAAGAUACUAGGAAGCAUGUCUCUUUUUCCACUCCUUUGGAGAAAGUCUUAAUCAAUGCGGUUGAAUACCUCCAUGAAGAAGAAGAUAGAGAGACUGAGGCAUGUCUGAAGAGCCUUGACUCAUAUAAGGAGGUAACACCUAAUUCGGUGCAUAUAGAAGAUUUGAAUGAGGAAGGGGAGGUGAAUACCCCUAAGCUUGAGUUGAAAAUACUUCCCUCUCAUCUCAAGUAUGUGUUUGUAGAAGAAGGUGGAAGCAAACCGGUCAUCAUAAGUAGUUCCUUAUCCACAUUGGAAGAGGAGAAGCUUGUGAGAGUAUUGAAGUUCUAUCAAGGGGCAAUUGGUUGGUCUAUUUCUGAUCUCAAUGGAAUUAGCCCAGCUUAUUGCAUGUAUAAGAUAUUUAUGGAGGAUGAGUUCAAACUGGUUGCUCAACCACAGAGGAGGCUUAAUCCUGUGAUGAAGGAGGUGGUGAAGAAGGAAGUGAUAAAGUCGUUGGAUGCCGGUAUGAUCUACCCCAUUUCUGAUAGUGCAUGGGUGAGCCCUGUACAAGUGGUUCCAAAGAAGGGUGGCAUGUCGGUGAUUCAAAAUGAGAAGAAUGAGUUGAUUCCUUCUCGAACGGUCAUGGGGUGGAGAAUGUGCAUUGAUUAUCAAAAGCUCAACAAAGCUACAAGGAAGAAUCAUUUUCCACUCCCAUUCAUGGAUCAGAUGCUUGAGAGAUUAGCUAGCCAAGCUUAUUAUUGCUUUCUUGAUGGGUAUUCAGGCUACAACCAGAUUAUGGUUGAUCUGGAAGAUCAAGAGAAGACCGUUUUCACAUAUCUUUUUGGUGUCUUUGCUUAUCGGAAGAUUCCAUUUGGACUGUGCAAUGCUCUUACAACAUUUCAGAGAUGCAUGCUAGUUAUAUUCUCCGACCUAGUGGAGAAGAGCAUUGAGGUUUUCAUGGACGAUUUCUCUGUGUUUGGGUCUUCAUUUGAUGAGUGCCUAGCCAAUCUUGAAGUGGUGCUUUGA